AUGGCUUCACGUAUAACGAUAUCAAUCCCUGAUUUGGAAACACUAAGGCCAAGUGACCUGGAAGGAGUGAGAAAUCUCCCGUCAACACCCAGCACUCGACGCUCCCAGAGUCGCUCGGCAAGUCAAACGCCAAUAUAUCGCUCUCCAACCCAUACUCCAUCUCCCCGCCAAGUAAGCGAGGAAUCCCGCCGUAGGGUUGAGAAGUGGUACAAUGAUCUCAUACAAAUGGGCGGCAGACCGGCCUAUCCCUUCGAGCUCGCAUUCGCUCAUCCAAGAGCUUACAAAGAACACGCAGAUAUCAUAAACAGCUUGGGAUCGGCGCCAAGUGGGUUUCUUCGACAGAAAAAUGCAUGGAUUAUGUUUCGAAAAUCUCAGCGUUGGAACCGCAGAACCGAAGAGAUAUUCGCCCAGUAUCAGCGGGACGUGAUUGAAUACAGACAGAAGGAAAACAUCAAGGGUGAUAUUCAUCUACUGUUCGACGCCGCAAAACAGACCAAGGUGGAUGAGUGGAAGGAGUACCAGUUCUGCGAGCACCGGAAAAUAGGUCAAAUGAGGAUAAAGGCAGAGCAGGGUCGCCAGCGACGAGAGCAAGAGCGGAAGGAAUGGGAGGCAGUCAAUGGAAAAGGGAGAAUUAUAGACCCUAACGAGCCAUCCGACAUAGCGUGGAUACAUCGAACCGCGGCUGAAACGGAGUUAUCCGAGUUUACUUUUUUCCUGGAUUGGAUAGAACAGCAACUACCAAAAAUCGCACAAGAAGAAUUCGACAACGACAAAUCAGGAGGUGUAUUGGGGGCUUCGAAAUCGCCUGAGAUGCCUGAAACAGCUGUGAGUCGAGACACGGCGGUGUCUACGCGCUUACGCAGAAAGAAUAAUUCUAUGUCGAAUAACGGUAUACAGAGUGCUCCACGCUCCAUUCUCAAACCAGUCGAUGCGCGGAGAGUUUCCAAAGCUGGCCGGAAAACGAAAGAACUCGUCCAUGACAAACGCCGGCUUCAGGACAUGCCAUUGUCCGAUACAUCUUCCGUAAUUCUCAGACGCAAUGGCGUGAGGAGAGUCACCGAAGAACAGACGAUGACAACACAGCGGGAUGCGAUGUUUCAGAGCUCUGCAAAUAUGGCAUCUUCAGCUGAACUGGCACCAUUGCGUAGGAGCCUGCGAAUUAAAGACCUAGAAGCCAAGAAAAACAAUCAAUCCCGAAUCAUGCAGAAUGUGGUUCCACAUACGGACCGGACAUCCAAUUCCAAGGGAAAACCCAAGAGGCAGGAGUCAAGGUAUCGGAAUCCACCUCCACAAGCUACCACCACGGGAAUCAGAAAAUCCCGAGUAACUAAAAGGAGCAAUUCUUCCCGUGUUGCGUUGCAAUACGCAAAGGCAAUACUCAGAUUUAUGCUUCUUUCGGUUGACAUUAGCACCAUCCCGCUUCUGGUUAUCGGGCUCAAGUUGGCGGGUAGCAAUGUCCCUGAAGGAGUGCCACCGUGA
Histoplasma capsulatum G186AR is the source of this 1479-nucleotide messenger RNA. RefSeq lists its product as uncharacterized. The coding region runs from base 1 to 1479 and encodes 492 amino acids. The transcript has 3 exons. Lineage: Eukaryota; Fungi; Ascomycota; Eurotiomycetes; Onygenales; Ajellomycetaceae. The record is from RefSeq and is a predicted model, not a curated record.